Messenger RNA from Suillus discolor, 273 nucleotides. RefSeq lists its product as uncharacterized. NCBI's taxonomy places the organism in Eukaryota, Fungi, Basidiomycota, Agaricomycetes, Boletales, Suillaceae. The transcript has a single exon. Gene Ontology annotation, biological process: proteolysis. The annotation marks the transcript as partial. The record is from RefSeq and is a predicted model, not a curated record. Gene Ontology annotation, molecular function: cysteine-type peptidase activity.
UGCGCGAUGCUCUCUACUCAUGAUCUUCCCCACAUUCGUUAUAAUGCCCCAGAUGAUAUCAUCUGGCGCCACACAUCGUGGAUUCGUUAUUGGGAAAAAGACAUCUGGGUACUUCCAAUUCAUUGUCCGUCAGGCAUUGGACACUGGGUGAUGUGCAUCAUCCAGUUGUCGACCAAAGAACUUUACCUUUUUGAUAGCAUGGGUGAUAGGACGCCUUGGCAAAGUGACAGUCAAAGUGAGUUUAAUUUUAAAGUGUCCUUUUCAUCUGAUUGA